AUGGCCAAGAACACUUCUUUCGCAAGCCUCGACAAAUGGAGGGACUAUUUCCGGACGGCGAAUUCGGACAUCUUCGACAUAAUCGAGAAGGCGAUAAUGGUGGCCGCCUCCGAUUGUCCGUACGACUUCAAGAUGAAGAGGGAUAGUAUAGCGGAGUUGCUCUUCGCCUGCAAAAUCACGAGGUGUUUUGGGUGCGAGAGGUUGGAGCUGGCCGUUCCCGGCGGCGGCUGCCCGGAGAAAAGCGAGGAUAAGUACAAGAGUGGGGUUGAGGCCGGUGGGAGUAAGGACACGAAGGAGAGCAAAGUGAACAGCAGUGACAUAUGUUGUAAUGAAGACGAUGAUGAUGUUGAUGAUGAUGACUGUGAUGAUGUUAAUCACAGAGAGGUUAUGGAGAUGAAUGUGAAUCGGGUUAGGGAUGAUAGUUAUGGUGAUGUUGAGGCAUUGAAUGAUGAAAUUGAGGAGGAAUCUCAGUUUUAUGGGGAGGUUUUGAGGAUUAAGGAUGUUCUUGAUAAUCAUAAAGACGAGUCUGAUUCGUUUUUGUUUGAUUCACUGAGGAAGCUUCAGCUUAUGCCUCUGUCUGUGGAGACUCUCAAGGCUACAGAGAUUGGUAAAUCGGUUAAUAUCAUGCGGAAGCAUGGAUCAGCUGAAAUUCGAAAUCUUGCUCGGUCAUUAAUAGAGGAAUGGAAAAUAAUGGUUGAUUCGUGGGUUGAUGCUACAAAAGCCAUUGCAGAUGCCGAAAUUCGACCAGAAUCCGUGAAAACUUCGGUUGUCGAAGAUGAAGAAGAAGAAGGCCUGCCAUCUCCUCCUUUAGACGAAGGAGCUUUUUUCACUACCCCAACUUCAAUGGAGCUCUCACAGCAGAAAUUGUUUACGCCUUUUUCAGAUCCUCGUAACUGUGGGGAAUUAAACAAGAACCGAGAAAAUGGUAGAAAUAAGCCUAAUGUCGAUAAAACAUACGUUCGCAUGCCGAAAAUCGAGCAGUGUAGAAAUCGAGAAACUGUGUUGAAAAAACCAUCCCAAGCACAAGCUCUUCCUAAACCGAGCAGGCCAUUAGGCAGCCAGCGUGGGCCGGUUUCGGUUCAUAUGAAAUUGGAGGUGGCCAAGAGGAAACUGCAAGAACGGUACCAAGAAGCCGAGAAUGCCAAAAAGCAACGAACGAUACAAGUCGUGGAAUUGCGCGACCUCCCAAAACAGAGUGUUGUUCAGAGGAAUCCACAAAUGAGGCCCGGCAACCACAACAAUCGAAAUUGGGCAAGCGGGCGUCGAUAG
This is a messenger RNA of Striga hermonthica, 1269 nucleotides long. The record is from the annotation of a GenBank genome assembly. NCBI's taxonomy places the organism in Eukaryota, Viridiplantae, Streptophyta, Magnoliopsida, Lamiales, Orobanchaceae.